UCCAGGAGAGAUGGAGCCUCCUCACUAUGUGGAAGAGCUAGAGGACGAUGUGUUCCACCCGGAGGACUCAGAGCCUGGUGCUCAGCCAGGGGGCCUGACCUCAGCUGCUCUGUUUGCCCAGAGCCAGCCUGACUAUAUGCUGGAUGGGCUGCAGCUUUUCCCUCUCACCCACUGCUGUGGCCCAGGGCUUCGGUCAGUUGGCCAGGAAGAUAAGGCCACUCAGACUCUCAGUCCAGCAUCCCCCAGCCAAGGUGUCAUGCUGCCUUGUGGAGUGACUGAAGAGCCCCACCGACUCUUUUAUGGCAAUGCUGGAUAUCGACUUCCCCUCCCAGCCAGUUUUCCUGCUAGCCUGCGGCUUGGAGAGGAGCCCCCUGAGGAGCAGUGGGAGCAUCGAGCCGAGGUGCAGAUUGCCCAGAAGCUUCAAUGCAUAGCGGACCAGUUCCAUAGACUCCACAUGCAGCGGCACCAGCAGAACCAAAAUCAUGUGUGGUGGCAAAUCCUCCUCUUCCUUCACAACUUGGCCUUGAACAGAGAGGAGAACAGGAAUGGGGCAGGCCCUAGGUGAGGCAUUGCUGCCCCUCUCUGUGUGAGGACCACAGGGAGAACUCCUCCCUACCCCACCCCUGGAGCAGGACAUCAGGGAGAACUCCAGGA
Messenger RNA from Gracilinanus agilis (Agile Gracile Mouse Opossum), 654 nucleotides. It is a transcript of the gene BMF, whose product is annotated as Bcl2 modifying factor. The record is from RefSeq and is a predicted model, not a curated record. Gene Ontology annotation, cellular component: myosin complex. The transcript has 3 exons. Gene Ontology annotation, biological process: apoptotic process; negative regulation of autophagy; positive regulation of apoptotic process. Bases 11 to 565 code for a protein of 184 amino acids. NCBI's taxonomy places the organism in Eukaryota, Metazoa, Chordata, Mammalia, Didelphimorphia, Didelphidae.